CGGCGCGUGACUCAGCCCCCGUCCGCUCGCAGCCAGCACCGCCACCAUGACGCACCAAUACCCCGCGCUGACGGCCGAGCAGAAGAAGGAGCUGUCGGACAUCGCGCUGCGUAUCGUGGCCCCGGGCAAGGGCAUCUUGGCUGCCGAUGAGUCCGUAGGGAGCAUGGCGAAGCGCCUCAACCAGAUCGGGGUGGAGAACACGGAGGAGAACCGCCGGCUGUACCGCCAGAUCCUCUUCAGCGCCGACAGCCGGGUGAAGAAAUGCAUCGGGGGCGUCAUCUUCUUCCACGAGACCAUGUACCAGAAGGCUGACGACGGCACCCCCUUUGUCCAGAUGAUCAAGGACAAGGGCAUCGUCGUGGGCAUCAAGGUGGACAAGGGCGUCGUGCCGCUGGCCGGGACGGAUGGCGAGACCACCGCGCAGGGUCUGGACGGGCUGUCGGAGCGCUGUGCCCAGUACAAGAAGGACGGGGCUGACUUUGCCAAGUGGCGCUGCGUGCUGAAAAUCAGUGACAACACCCCCUCCGCGCUCGCCAUCAUGGAGAACGCCAACGUCCUGGCCCGCUACGCCAGCAUCUGCCAGCAGAACGGCAUCGUGCCCAUCGUGGAGCCAGAGAUCCUGCCCGAUGGUGACCACGACCUCAAGCGGUGCCAGUACGUGACAGAGAAGGUGCUGGCAGCUGUCUACAAGGCACUGAGCGACCACCACGUCUACCUGGAGGGGACCCUGCUGAAGCCCAACAUGGUGACCCCUGGGCACUCCUGCCCCACCAAGUACAGCCCCGAGGAGAUCGCCAUGGCCACCGUCACCGCCCUGCGCCGCACCGUCCCCCCCGCCGUCCCCGCCGCCGCCACUGAGGAGUUCGUCAAGCGUGCAGAGGUGAACGGGCUGGCGGCGCUGGGCAAGUACGAGGGCAUGAGGACCAGCAUCACGUCCCGCUACGAGAUGGUCUAUCGCAGCACCACGGCGCGGGAGGAGGCAGCGCUGGGUGCGGCUUCUGCGCGAGAGGCUGACACUGCUCUGCACCCGCUGCAGGACGCCUCGCUGGGCUCUCUGACCGUGUACGUGGUCCCCGAAACCUCCUCUCUCCUGCCUCAGGGCGUCAGCGUCUAUGUGGGGAAGCACCGCAGCGCCCUGGUGAGGGCUGGGGGGGGCCUGGCCCUGCUCUGGGCCAAGAUCUGUGCUGCGACGGCUGUGUGUUGGGGCACUGGUGCAUGGCCUCGUGUCGGGGAGGGCGAGGGAGGAGGGGGGUACGAGAUCACCUUCAGCCUGCUAAACCCCGACCCCAAGUCCCACGCUGUGGACUGGGACAUCGAGGAUGCUGUGAACCGCUACGUGCAGCCCAUCCUGGACAAACUGAGCUUGGUGGCCAACUUCUCUGUUGACUCGCAGAUCCUGUACUACGCUGUCCUAGGAGUGACGCCACGCUUUGAUAAGGAGUCCUCCAGCUUCCUCUUGAGCACCCACAGCCUCCCACACGUCAUCAACCCUGUGGAGGCCCGGCUGGGCUCAAGCGCUGCCUCGCUCCACCCCGUGCUGAACUUCCUGCUGUACGUGCCGGAGCAUUCCCACUCGCCCCUGUACAUCCAGGACAAGGAUGGAGCCCCAGUGAGCACCAACGCCUUCCACAGCCCCCGCUGGGGCGGCAUCAUGAUUUACAACGUUGAAGCCCCUGCUUCCCCCCAAGUCUCCCUCCCACUGCACGUGGACGUGGACAUGGUGCGAGUGAUGGAGGUUUUCCUGGCCCAGCUCCGGUUACUGUUUGGGUUGUCUCGGGAGGAGCUUCCCCCCGAGUUCCUGCUGGAGAGCCCGGGGAACGAGGGCCUGGCCGACUGGGAGCUGGACCGCCUGCUCUGGGCCCACACCAUGGAGAACAUCGCCACAGUGUCUACCACCUUGACCUCGCUGGCACAGCUCCUGGACAAGAUUGGGAACAUUGUCAUCAAAGAUGAUGUUGCCUCUGAGGUCUACCGAGCAGUGGCCUCGGCACAGAGCGCCAUGGCCGAGCUGGCCACGGGCCACCUGCACUCAGCUUUCCAGGCCAGCAAGGAGGCAGUCACCUCCUCGGAGCGGGCCUUCUUUGACCCGUCUCUUCUCCAUCUCCUCUACUUCCCUGAUGACCAGAAAUUUGCCAUCUACAUCCCGCUCUACCUGCCCAUGUCUGUCCCCAUUCUCCUCUCCCUGGCCAAGAUUGUGCGGGAGACCAGGCAGCGUAAGAAGGAGCCCACCAAGAUGGACUGA
This is a messenger RNA of Opisthocomus hoazin, 2242 nucleotides long. The record is from RefSeq and is a predicted model, not a curated record. NCBI's taxonomy places the organism in Eukaryota, Metazoa, Chordata, Aves, Opisthocomiformes, Opisthocomidae.